AUGCCUCGCGACAAGGAGCGUUCGGUCAACCCUGCCAUGGCGCAGCGGAAGCUGGAGAAGCAGAAGAAUCUCAAAAAAGGCAAGGCUGAGGCGCUAGCCCGCCGGAACGAAAAAUUGGCCCGUCGCAAUCCAGAGCGCAUCCAGCGGCAAAUCAACGACCUGAAGGAAAUGGAGCAGUCAGGACAGGGCAUGCGACCACGUGAGAAAGAGCUCUUAGAAGCUCUAGAACGGGAUUUGCGGGCCGUGCUGAAAGCCCGAGAAGCAUUGGGCGAUAAGGCACCCAAAUUUGCGAGCUCGCAACAUAGGCGGGGGGAUGAUUACACGCGGGACAUUGGGGUACUGGGGAAGCGGAGGCGAGAGGGCCACGGACGGCUCGGAGAGCAAGAUAGCGAUAGCAACGAGACCGAUGAGGAAGUGCGGAGGAUACCCAUGCCGCGAGAUACGCCUCCACCUAUCCCGCGCGAGUACCAGAGGAGGAACGAGGCAAAGAGAGGCAGCGAGGGCCGGGGCCCGCAUUCCCUUCCGACGACGCCUCCGGUGACAGAAUUGAGGACAGUCUACGAAGCAAAACCAGAGAUCCGUGAUCUACGACAAGAAGCCGUGAACAAAUUCAUCCCAGCUGCAGUCAGAAUGAAGCAAGAGUCAAUACGGGGCCAAGGGAAGCUGUUAGAACCAGACGAGCUGGACCGUCUUGAAAAAGCCGGGUAUAAUGCCGGCCCUGCGAAGGCGGAAACAACCGCUGAAGACCACGAAAGACUCCUCGAUGAAGAGCGACGGUUCAACCAAGAACUACGGUCUGUGCAGAUCGAGGACGUCGAAGAUGAGGAAGCAUGA
Molecule: messenger RNA, 834 nt
Organism: Aspergillus calidoustus
Lineage: Eukaryota; Fungi; Ascomycota; Eurotiomycetes; Eurotiales; Aspergillaceae
Source: the annotation of a GenBank genome assembly